Molecule: messenger RNA, 279 nt
Organism: Penicillium alfredii
Lineage: Eukaryota; Fungi; Ascomycota; Eurotiomycetes; Eurotiales; Aspergillaceae
Exons: 1
Coding region: 1-279 (92 amino acids)
Source: RefSeq, a predicted model, not a curated record
AUGUUUCGAGUUUCAGAGUCCACUUCUUGUUGCUACCGUUGCAUCAUCGGUGCUGACAAGCUGCGCGCCCUUGGGCUGGAGGAUUACAUCGACAACGAGGCCAUCGAGUACUGGGGCGGCUUCGGCAUCGAUAAGAUCGCCAUGUCGCCAUGUAGUAAUGGGGAGCUGGUCUCCUGCUACAGCUUCUAUCCGGCCGAAUAUAAUGAGCUGCGUGAGGACGGGUGGAAUAGUAGGGCUACACCACAGCAGUUGGUUGAUGCGUUUCCCCGGGUUGGAUGA